AUGUCGGUAUUUGGGAAGCUGUUCGGGGCGGGAGGGGGUAAGGCUGGCAAGGGCGGCCCGACCCCCCAGGAGGCCAUCCAGAGGCUGCGGGACACGGAAGAGAUGCUAAGUAAAAAGCAAGAAUUUCUGGAGAAGAAGAUCGAGCAGGAGCUGACGGCCGCCAAGAAGCACGGCACCAAAAACAAGCGCGCAGCCCUCCAGGCACUGAAGCGCAAGAAGAGGUAUGAAAAGCAGCUGGCACAGAUUGACGGCACAUUAUCAACCAUCGAGUUCCAGCGAGAGGCCCUGGAAAAUGCCAACACCAACACGGAGGUGCUCAAGAACAUGGGCUAUGCUGCCAAGGCUAUGAAAGCUGCACAUGACAACAUGGACAUCGAUAAAGUUGAUGAGUUAAUGCAGGACAUUGCUGACCAGCAAGAACUUGCAGAGGAGAUUUCAACAGCGAUUUCCAAACCUGUAGGAUUUGGAGAAGAGUUUGAUGAGGACGAACUCAUGGCAGAAUUAGAAGAACUAGAACAGGAGGAACUAGACAAGAAUUUGCUGGAAAUCAGUGGACCUGAAGCAGUUCCUCUACCAAAUGUUCCCUCUAUAGCUCUACCAUCAAAGCCCACCAAGAAGAAGGAAGAGGAAGACGACGACAUGAAGGAAUUGGAGACCUGGGCUGGAACCUUAAAUUAA
Pipistrellus nathusii (Nathusius's pipistrelle) is the source of this 678-nucleotide messenger RNA. The record is from the annotation of a GenBank genome assembly. Lineage: Eukaryota; Metazoa; Chordata; Mammalia; Chiroptera; Vespertilionidae.